UUAAAAGAAUGUCUGAUGCUACGGGCGGCUGUGUCAUUUUGCCUUCCAAAACCACGCCACAGUUGGAUACAUCAAAGUGGCCCCUUUUACUUAAAAACUAUGACAAUUUAAUUGUCAGGACUGGGCACUACACACCGCUUCCAUUUGGUUCUUCCCCUUUAAAUAGGCCCUUAAAAGAAUAUCUUCGGUACGGCGUUAUAAACUUAGAUAAACCUGCUAAUCCCUCAUCUCAUGAGGUUGUAGCUUGGAUUAAACGAAUAUUGCGAGUAGAAAAAACAGGUCAUUCAGGAACUUUAGAUCCUAAAGUUACUGGGUCGCUGGUUGUCUGCAUUGACAGAGCCACGCGUUUGGUUAAAUCCCAGCAAUCUGCUGGCAAAGAAUAUGUGGGCGUAUGCCGCUUUCAUUCUAAUCCUGGUUCUAUAGAAAAAGUUGCCAAAGCUAUUCAAACUUUAACUGGCGCUUUGUUCCAACGGCCCCCGCUUAUUUCUAAUGUCAAAAGACAACUGCGCAUCCGUACUAUUUACGAAAGCAAACUAAUUGAGUAUGACUCUGAAAGAAAUUUAUGCGUUUUUCACGUUAGCUGUGAGGCGGGAACUUAUAUUCGCACCCUUUGCGUCCAUCUCGGCUUGCUGCUCGGUGUGGGCGCUCAUAUGCAGGAACUAAGACGGGUCCGCUCGGGUAUAAUGAGUGAAGCAAAAGGUCUUGUCACCAUGCACGACAUAUUAGACGCUCAGUGGGCCUUUGAUAAUCUUAAAGAGGAAUCCUACCUGCGAGCCGCCGUCAUGCCCCUGGAGGCUCUUCUUAUUAACUAUCCUCGCAUAGUGCUUAAAGAUAGUGCGGUCAACGCUAUUUGCUAUGGAGCCAAACUUAUGAUCUCCGGCGUUUUGAGAUUCGCUGAUGGCAUUGAAGUGGGCACUGAAGUUGUGCUUAUCACCACGAAAGGAGAGGCCAUUGCUCUGGCCAUUGCGCAGAUGACCACUGCUGUAAUAGCCACGUGCGAUCACGGCGUUGUUGCUAAAAUCAAGCGUGUGAUUAUGGACCGAGACACUUAUCCCCGCAGGUGGGGUUUGGGCCCUCACGCUGUAGAAAAGAAAAAGUUGAUCCAAGAAGGAAAACUUGACAAAUAUGGCAGAGUCACCGAGGCGACACCCGAAGCCUGGAAGGCCACUUAUAAAGAUUAUUCCGACGGCAAUGUGGAGAUUCAACAGCUAUGCACGACUGUUGUUGCGCCUACCCCAUGUGAGGAUCUGCGGGUCAAGCGAGUCCACGAGACUAUCGACUCUGGAAGCGAAGAUCACACUUUGAACGAGUUAACUCAUAUGGAUACGAGGGCUAAAAAGAAAAAGACAGAUAAAAAAAGUAAAAAACAGAAAAAGAAAAAAUCGGAACACAAAAAGAUCACUUUGGAGGAAUAGCUAGUGUUAUUGAAGAAAUGUUAUAUAUCUUAACUACUGUAAAAUAUAGUGGCCUCCCCGCCUCAUAAUAGUGUAUUAGUUGCACACGGCAACUAUAUUAGACCGAGAAAAAAUUGAUACAAACCGCCUGAAAAACAUCCGCAACACGGGCAG
Messenger RNA from Zophobas morio, 1568 nucleotides. RefSeq lists its product as uncharacterized. Lineage: Eukaryota; Metazoa; Arthropoda; Insecta; Coleoptera; Tenebrionidae. Gene Ontology annotation, cellular component: box H/ACA snoRNP complex. Bases 9 to 1415 code for a protein of 468 amino acids. The transcript has 12 exons. Gene Ontology annotation, biological process: snRNA pseudouridine synthesis; box H/ACA sno(s)RNA 3'-end processing; mRNA pseudouridine synthesis. The record is from RefSeq and is a predicted model, not a curated record. Gene Ontology annotation, molecular function: pseudouridine synthase activity; RNA binding.